Bursaphelenchus xylophilus (pine wood nematode) is the source of this 1757-nucleotide messenger RNA. Lineage: Eukaryota; Metazoa; Nematoda; Chromadorea; Rhabditida; Aphelenchoididae. The record is from the annotation of a GenBank genome assembly.
AUGCGGCGGUUGAUUGUCAUUUUGUGGCCAUGUCUUCUCUCCUCGGCAAUUAAUGCGAUGCAAAUUAAAGAAGGCGAGAUCAAACAUUUCAUUGAGGUCUUUGUUAAGUCGCGUGGGUAAGUUGCGUUCGGAAAAAUUUUUGACUUUUUUCAGCAAUGACAGUAACGGAGACUUGUAUUUCGCCCUCACUAGUAAGUUAUUUUCAAUUUUUAUACGUUUUUUUAUAUUGGGAAACACUUUCGUUUUACGGCACAGAAAUAAUUUUCUCUUAAUUUUGCAGGUUGGAGAAUGGAACUGACAAAAAUUUUUAGCUUACAGUUGCCAAAAAAAUUCGCAAAGGUGUAGUUUCGAACGUAUAUGAAGCUUUACCAAUUCUAUUAUCAUGUUUUCAGCCUACAACGAGUCUCUCUCCGUCUUCCAAACGCAUGAAUCGGUAGAGGUGCGAGGAGGAGAGAUAGUCAACCCGGCCUUAAAAUUGGCCCCAUUUGGCGAUUCUUAUCAAAUCCAUUCAUUCGUUCACUUAAGCGAAAAGAUGACUCCAACAUGGAAUUGCCCGGAUACUUUCCGGAUAAUAAAACGUUGGGGAGAAUUCAAACCGAAUGCUUCGGUCGGGAAAAAAUCGUAAGUAAUCAGUAUAAAAAUUACGCGCGACAGUUAGGGUCAAUACAAAAUUGAUCGAUACGGGGCGUAGGGCAGGAUGUCCAAAAAAGGUUGUAGGAAGUACCUACGAGGAUUGGAAAAGAUGCUGGAUGGUCGGCAGGCGCUAGGCGAAGGUUCGGGGAGAUUUGGCGAAGCCUUGCAAUAUGUCCAAUUUUGCUAAUUUAAGCUGUUGCUAACCUUAGUUUUCUGUACCGUGAGUUAUUGUAGCAUAUAAACAACCAAAAUUUGAGGCGAAAAACGAAGAUUGUUUUGCAUAAUUUGCAAGUGCUGGCACUUUCCUCCUCUUUUUCAACAUCACCCAUAUCGAAACCCCCCAAAAAAUCCGGCAUUCCUGGUGAUUUUCAAUCGAAAAUGUCCGAAAUUUCUCGAUCAUUUUCAACCGAAAAACCCUGGUUUUCGGGGUAGAGAUGCCUCUACUUCAGAAGGUCGUAGCGACCUCAGUUUGCACUUUGAAACUCGUUAUUUUGCAGACAAAAACUAAUGUCUUUUAAAAAUACAUAUUUCAAAUACGACGUCUCUGCGCCGCCUCCGCCGGAAGUUAAAGCCUUCCACUUUCCUUCACGUUUUUUGUAAGACCCUGUAGAUGGUAAAUACAUGUGAAAUACCUCAAAAUAGACGGUAAUCUGUCCUAGGAGCCGAUCCAUGUGAUAUGCAACACACAUACGUAUAACUAUAACUUAUGUAUGUAUAUAAUUUUAUUUUUUCAGACCUGUGGAAUCGACAGAGACACUGGAGAGCUCGAAACGUUCGAUGAAUCCGAGGGAAAGACUUUCUACAUGUACCGAGCUUUCAAUUUCUCGGUUCCAUGGGAAUGCAGCAAACGUUUCUGCAUUUUCACCAAUUUGCUAACGUCAGUUUUUUUUAUUUUUUCUAAUUUUAAUUUUUUUUUCAGCGGCGAAGAAUACGAGAUUCCCUCCGACUUGAAGACGUUUGUCGGCGACGCACCAGGAGAAAGAAUCGCCAUGGUCCCAUUGCUGACCAUCCAGUCCCCUCUGGUGGUGGAGCAAUUAAAACGCUAUGGGAACUCGGCCUCUGGAAUUGAAGGAUUCUGGUUUACACUCGUCUUGGUCUACUUUUUGCGAUAUAUGUUUGAGUAG